Molecule: messenger RNA, 3457 nt
Organism: Zootermopsis nevadensis
Lineage: Eukaryota; Metazoa; Arthropoda; Insecta; Blattodea; Termopsidae
Source: RefSeq, a predicted model, not a curated record
GCGACAGUGGACAGUUACAGCCCGUCUACCUUCGGGACCAGCACUCUAGUAGGACGACGAGACUACAACAUGAAAUCUGCACAACCCAAAGAUGUACACCUCAUAGAAGACCGCCUCCUUACCAACAUCGCCCUGAGAACCCCAAAUAUUGCAAUUGUUAUAUGAAAAUCAAGGAGUUCACAGACAGCCUGCAAUUGUAAGUGAUAGCCACCAUUCCAAGAAGGAUUUUCUUCAUGGAGUCAACAAGUUUCGUUAGAAUUAGAAAGGAAGGAUUUGGAAAGUAUCAAUUCUACUCUAAAUUUGGCGACAUUGAAAUAAACAACAUGGCGGUUGGAACUGAUCGUCUCGGGCUAAGUGAACAGAAACUUUUUCAAAUUGUGCGUGAAAAUCUUCCCAAUUUGAAUCUUAAAACAAGGAAUAUUAUAGAAUGCAAAGAAGAUAUAUUAUUUGUGUGGAGUUCCAAGGACAGUUGCGUUCUGACGCUGAAUUUGAAGACUUCGAAGGAUGCCGAUGCUGAUAGCCCAACUCACCAGGCCUCUGCGUCCAGAUUAUCUGUGGGGUCUACCCAGUCUGCUAUCGCAUGGGCGUUGGUGGCCCCUGGGACUCUGAUGCCAACAGAUCCGCCAUCUUUUGAAGUGGAACGCCUGACGGUGAAUGGUAUGACGUCCCAACUUGCCAUAGUGGGGCCUAGAGGCGUCGCGGUGUUGGAUCUGCCGAGACGCUGGGGCAAAGGAGCGAACUUUCAAGGUGGAAAACUCACCAUCACCUGCAGAUGCCGCAUAUUGGACGAGAGGUUCUUCAUGUGUAGCCCGCAGGUGGAGGUGAGGCGAGUCCGCUGGCACCCUGGUUCGCCCACCGAUUCGCUACUCUUCGUACUCACGUCGGAGAACUCUCUUCGACUGUACGAGACGGGCAGCAUUGAGCCACAGCUUCAACAGGUGUGGCCGCUGGGUCGCCGGUCCUCCGCGACGCUCAGCAGCGUCACUCGUCUUCCGUUCUUGGUUGGACUCGGAGACGCGGCAGUUGAUUUCGAUUUCGCCCCACCCGUUCCUUCAGUAAAAGAACGUCCAAAAGAUGGUGCAGCCGGACGAUUUGACCCAAAUACCGUCGUUUGGCCAGUGCUUGUAUUACGCGGGAAUGGUGAUGUAUAUUCAGUGACGUCACCCAUAACAGCUGAUAGUUCACAGAAACCGACGGUGCACGGGCCACUCUCCAUGUAUCCGCCAGCAGAUGACAACUACGGGGUAGAUGCUUGCUCCAUUCUGUGCUUGCAGAGUGUGCCACCAGUUGUGGUAAUCGCUACCUGUUCUGCCACCCUCUACCACUGCGUGUUACUCACCUGCGCAGACGAUGAUGACGAAGACAACGGUCACGAUAAAAGAUCGUCAUGGUCACAGUAUGGAUCUACCUACAGUCUUCAUACGCCUCACAUUGCGCUGCAUGUUCUUGAGUCAGUUGAGCUGGAGCUGGGACUAGCACUCGAUGAUGAUGACGACGAUGACACGUACACAUGUCCCAUUUAUCUGCAUCAUGACAGUGGAACAGAAUCAAGGUAUUUAUGUACACAUGACACGGGUGUCCAUUUGAUGUCUCUACAUUUUGUUAUGCAUCUGAUGGAAUUCGCCAAAGCCCGUGAUGAUUCACUGCCUUUGGAACUUCUGAAUCAGCCGAGUUCAGCCGAGUACCUCAUCUGCACUCGGAUGUCUUCCUCGUCUCCUCUGUCACCGAUCCUGGGGCUUGCUAUCGCUUCACUCCCUUCAGUUCUCAUUGCUCUGCUGAGUUCAGGAGAGGUGGUUAGCCUAAACAUGGCGCCGGCCCCACUUCUACAGCUGUUACCUGUACGCACGUUGAACAGAACCAUUACUUAUGGAAAAGAUGAUUCAUUUUCACCUCUCAAAGUGAAUGUUUCUGGAAGAAACAGUUCACAGAAACCGACGGUGCACGGGCCACUCUCCAUGUAUCCGCCAGCAGAUGACAACUACGGGGUAGAUGCUUGCUCCAUUCUGUGCUUGCAGAGUGUGCCACCAGUUGUGGUAAUCGCUACCUGUUCUGCCACCCUCUACCACUGCGUGUUACUCACCUGCGCAGACGAUGAUGACGAAGACAACGGUCACGAUAAAAGAUCGUCAUGGUCACAGUAUGGAUCUACCUACAGUCUUCAUACGCCUCACAUUGCGCUGCAUGUUCUUGAGUCAGUUGAGCUGGAGCUGGGACUAGCACUCGAUGAUGAUGACGACGAUGACACGUACACAUGUCCCAUUUAUCUGCAUCAUGACAGUGGAACAGAAUCAAGGUAUUUAUGUACACAUGACACGGGUGUCCAUUUGAUGUCUCUACAUUUUGUUAUGCAUCUGAUGGAAUUCGCCAAAGCCCGUGAUGAUUCACUGCCUUUGGAACUUCUGAAUCAGCCGAGUUCAGCCGAGUACCUCAUCUGCACUCGGAUGUCUUCCUCGUCUCCUCUGUCACCGAUCCUGGGGCUUGCUAUCGCUUCACUCCCUUCAGUUCUCAUUGCUCUGCUGAGUUCAGGAGAGGUGGUUAGCCUAAACAUGGCGCCGGCCCCACUUCUACAGCUGUUACCUGUACGCACGUUGAACAGAACCAUUACUUAUGGAAAAGAUGAUUCAUUUUCACCUCUCAAAGUGUUAUUGAAGGAGUCGUUCGAUGUUCACAUCAAAAAGUUUUUGAAGCGUAACAUUACGCAACCAAUUCUAAAAUUGGGACCAAGUGCCGAUCCUUCUCCUCAAGAAUGUAUGGAGUUGGUAAGCAGAACCACUCAGCUUUUUCGAGAAGAAUACUUACAGAGACAUGAUCGUGUUAGAGAAGAAUUUGAAAGAAGGGUUCGGACACUGCAGACUCUGAAACGGCAUCAGCUACAGGAGUUGGAGCACAUGAAACAGCAGAAAGUGAAUCUCAAACAAACAGCCGAACAGCUCGCAGAAAAAUAUGAGGAUACAAAGGAUAAGCAAGAGGGAUUAACUAAAAGGGCUGAACAUGCUCUACACCUAGUGUGCCAACGCCAGCCAGUUUUGUCGUCAGGUGAUAAGAAGCUUUUGCGAGAUGCGAAGGGGUUCAAAGACCUCUUCAGAGAAUUCCAGAAGUCUUUCGAACAAAUGAAGGCAAAACAAAAAUAUUACAAAUUACAGAUGGAACAGUGGGUGUCAAGUCAGAAGUUAGGGGAGUCAUUUUUGAGACAACCUCAAAUGAAGAACGUCAAAGCUGAAGUGGCUCAGAUGACUACAGAGAUUGCCGACCUUAUAAAAAUGGUUGAAAUCUGUAAACGUGAAAUGGGCUUGUGAUUUUUCUUAGCCCGUGAAGGUUAUAAUUCAUAUGAGGAUUGUUUCCUUGUUUAAUGUUUAGGUCUGCAGUUUGUCAUAAGUAGGAAGUGGGGUUAUGUAAGUUGAUGAUUUUGAUAUGGAAUUACUUUACAAAAAGGUUUAUUAAAAGUGUUUUAGUAGUA